CAUUUACUCUGAACAGCGAGAAGAAGCAGGAUAGAGUUGCAUGGGUGUCGCAGUUCAAUAGCCAACCAGCACCAUACAACACGAACAUCAUGGCAGCCAUGGUACAGGACAUAAAAGAAAGAUUCGACAAGUUUCUUCAUGAAAAGAAUAUCAUGACCGAUGCAUUGGCAAAGAUCGAAGCUAAAACUGGAGUAAACAGGGCCUAUAUCGCAAUCGCUGUCGUCAUCAUUCUCGCAAUUUACCUGGUUAUUGGGUAUGGAGCCUCCCUACUGUGCAACCUCAUCGGAUUUGCUUAUCCAGCCUACAUAUCGAUCAAAGCCAUUGAGAGUGUAACCAAAGAUGAUGACACAAAAUGGCUGACCUACUGGGUGGUGUAUGGGGUGUUCAGCGUGGCAGAGUUCUUUGCUGACAUCUUCCUGUCCUGGUUCCCAUUUUACUACAUGGGAAAGUGUGCCUUCUUGGUGUGGUGCAUGGCUCCAACUCCUUCUAACGGUUCCAUCCAGAUAUACACGCGGAUCAUCCGCCCCAUCUUCCUCAAGCACGAGGCUAAGAUUGACAACAUAGCCAAGGACCUCAAGGGCAAGGCGGCAGAGGCUGCAGACAAGUUCAAAGAUGAAGCGAAGAAAGCGACGGCGAACAUAAUGUGGGAGGAGGGGAUGAAGAAGGACUCCUAA
Messenger RNA from Salmo salar (Atlantic salmon), 674 nucleotides. It is a transcript of the gene reep5, whose product is annotated as receptor accessory protein 5. The record is from RefSeq and is marked provisional. Lineage: Eukaryota; Metazoa; Chordata; Actinopteri; Salmoniformes; Salmonidae.